Xenopus laevis (African clawed frog) is the source of this 6026-nucleotide messenger RNA. RefSeq names its product junctophilin-3 (gene jph3.L). The coding region runs from base 770 to 3040 and encodes 756 amino acids. The record is from RefSeq and is a predicted model, not a curated record. Gene Ontology annotation, cellular component: endoplasmic reticulum membrane; junctional membrane complex; plasma membrane. Gene Ontology annotation, biological process: regulation of synaptic plasticity. Lineage: Eukaryota; Metazoa; Chordata; Amphibia; Anura; Pipidae. The transcript is spliced from 5 exons.
GACAUUGAGAUACACAGCACUAAAUGCUAACCCUAUGGCCUGCCUGCCUGAGAUUAGCCUCCUGUCUCCAAGGAGCUGCUGGAGAGCUGGGCUCUGGCUGUUUCUAUGUAACAUUACGCAGUUCCUGCCUCUUUAAAUCCACUCAGAUUGUGCCUUGGAGCCCUUGGAGCUGCCCUCCUAAUAAUCCAGGAACACCUGGAGGGGAGAAGAAGUGCCCCAGUGUGCCAUUUAUCCACACAGGAGAGGGGGAGACUGGCAAAGCUACCGGGGAAUCUCAGGGAGCCAAGGAGACAUUGACUUAAAGCAGACGCAGCCAAUGCAGAGAGCAGGGGAGCUGGCAGGAGCCAGACAUCACAUCUCAGGCGCUGUAUGGUGAGGUGUGUGAGGGAGCGGGGGGAGGAGGGAGAAGGGAUAGGCAGCUGCAUUGCUGAUCCCACACUUCCUCCCUGCUAAGCAUCCUCUGCUCUCCCCUAAUAUGCUGGGGUACGUGGGCUUCCACUCGAGUCGGUAGCAUCUCAGCACUCACAUAGGGGUGGCCUGACGACUCCAGAGGGAGGUGGAGCUGCCCCGCUAUACUGCAGAAGCUCUCGGCACGCUGGAUGCUGCUCGUGAGAAGGCGCUCAGGAUGCUCAGACUCACACUGAAUGUGACUUGAUCACUGGGAAGUCCUAUGGCUUCAUCUUAAAGCCCUGCUGCCUCUGUCCCCCCCCUCACCCUGUCAGCAGUUCUAUUGCAUUUUGUGCACGGAUUUGCAAACCGAGUUACAUGCAUGUCCAGUGGGGGAAGAUUUAAUUUUGAUGAUGGAGGGUCCUACUGCGGUGGCUGGCAGGAUGGCAAGGCUCACGGGCACGGGAUCUGCACCGGUCCCAAGGGGCAGGGCGAGUACGCCGGCUCUUGGAGUCACGGCUUCGAAGUACUGGGCACCUACACCUGGCCCAGCGGCAACACUUACCAGGGCACCUGGGCGCAGGGAAAGCGUCAUGGCCUCGGAGUGGAGAGCAAGGGCAAGUGGGUGUACAGAGGGGAGUGGACCCACGGAUUUAAAGGGCGAUAUGGUGUCAGGGAGUGCACGGGAAAUGGAGCCAAAUAUGAGGGAACGUGGAGCAACGGCUUGCAGGAUGGCUAUGGCACCGAGACCUACUCUGAUGGAGGUACUUAUCAAGGCCAAUGGGCUGCUGGGAUACGUCAUGGGUAUGGAGUACGUCAGAGUGUGCCCUAUGGAAUGGCUGCUGUUAUUAGGUCCCCUCUCAGGACCUCUAUAAACUCACUUCGUAGCGAACACACAAACGGAACUGCGUUGCACCCAGAUGCCUCCUCCACAGUGUCUGGCAGCCCUGCAGUAUCCAGGGGAGGCUUUGUACUAAUGGCCCACAGUGAUGCAGAGAUACUGAAGAACAAAAAGAAAGGAAUCUUCAGAAGGUCCAUUCUCAGUGGUCUGAAGUUGCGUAAAUCUGAGUCUAAAAGCUCUCUUGCUAGCCAGAGGAGCAAGCAGAGCUCAUUCCGUAGUGAGGCAGGUAUGAGUACAGUGAGCUCCACAGCGAGCGAUAUAAACUCUACCAUCAGCCUGGGUGAGGGAGAGACAGAGCUCUCUGUCAUUGAGGAUGAUAUUGAUGCCACCACUACAGAGGUCUACAUGGGUGAAUGGAAGCAUGACAAACGCUCUGGUUUUGGGGUAAGCCAACGCUCAGAUGGUCUAAAAUAUGAGGGAGAAUGGGCUAAUAACAAACGCCAUGGCUAUGGCUGUAUGACCUUUCCUGAUGGGACUAAGGAGGAAGGGAAGUACAAGCAUAAUGUCCUGGUUAGUGGGAAGAGGAAGAACCUAAUCCCGCUCAGGGCCAGCAAGAUCCGGGAGAAAGUGGAUCGAGCAGUUGAUGAAGCUGAAAGAGUGUGUAAUAUUGCUAAGCAGAAGGCAGAGAUUGCUGCUUCAAGGACUUCUCAUUCGAGGGCUAAAGCAGAUGCAGCUGCUACAGCAGCACUCAAAGCGCAGGAGGAAGCUCAGAUAGCCAGAAUUGCUGCCAAAGAGUUCUCACCAUCCUUCCAGCAUCGGGAAAAUGGGCUUAAAUGCCAGAGGCCAAAACAUCAGAACUCAAGCGAUGAUAUUGAAGUCAUCUCAACAGAGACUCCACCACAGCAUGACAGCCCUGAACUUUACAUUAAAGGGACUACACCUUCUGAUGUGACCCCUGAUGAUAGCCCUAUGAGGAGCCCUUUGUGCAGCCCACCCUCUACACCACCUCCAGCUCAGCCAGUCCCCAAAUCUAGAAAAAAGAGUGCCCACUUCUCUAGGCAGCUGUCUGUGGAUGAGGACCGGGGAGGGGAUAUCCAAAUGUUGCUUGAGGGAAGGAGUGGGGACUAUGCCAGGCCCAACAGCUGGGGUGAAGUUGGUGGGGGCAGAAUAGGAAUGUCACAGGGAAACCCACUGGGGCCAUGUUCAAUCCCUGAAGACCUUUUGCUUAAGAGCACUGGCCACAAACAUGUUGUUUCCAACCACAAGCCAAGGGAAAGGUGGGCAGACUCCCCAACCACCAUCUCAUGGACUUCACACCGUACACACAACCACAGCCCAAGUGGUAACAAGCUGCUUGAAGUAGAUGAGGAGAAGCUUAGCAAUUAUGAGAUGGAGAUGAAACCCUUGAAGAGAAUGGAUUCUUAUAUGCAAGAAGUACACACCCAAAAAAGACACUUCAGCAAAGCCGGUCCACGGAAUACAUCUGAGGCCCACCAUCUAGAGGACCGCAUGUAUGGAGUCCAGAGACUGAGGUCCAAACCUCAGAACAAAGAGAACUUAAGGCCGGCAGCUUCUGCUGAGCCCACCGUGCAGAAACUAGAUACACUGCGGUUUGGGGAGAAAGGAGACUCAAGGCUUCUAAGAAGAGAUUUGACCCUCUCCCCUCCGCAAAAAUCUUUACCUGUUGCACUAGACUCUGACGAGGAAAAUUCUGCUGAGCUCAAGUCCACGGGCUCGGCUCCCAUCUUGGUAGUCAUGGUGAUUUUGCUAAACAUCGGAGUCGCCAUUUUGUUUAUCCACUUUUUCAUUUGAUGGGACUGCUCAACCCUUUGCAAAAAAAAAAGAAAAAAAAACAGUAAAAAAAAAGUCUGUCAAAAAAAAAAAAGAAAACUGAAAAGUUCAAAGUUCUAGAACACUGAACGCUGCUUACAAAGCCAGGAAUGCAACUAUGGCUCUCCAUCGGCUGGUUUUCGGAUUGAGCCUCUACGUUUUACUAUUUUUUUUUUCCUUUGAAAGGAACAGAAUUGAGUUGUAUUCACAGUUUGCCUUUUUCUCCUUGGGUAAUGUCUUUUUUUUUUGGGGGGGGUAUAUUGUUUUUCUGCUAGUUUGGCAUGAGAGAAUGCAAGAGAUAAUGACUUGAUUUAUUAUUUAUUUUGUUUCCUUUUGUUCAAAGUCCAUCCCUGAGAGUUGCUUUGAAAAUGUGAGUAAUGGGUAAAAUACAGAGACAUACAUCGAAAAGACUUUCUAGGAGUAUACCCACUUUAGAUAUAUAUUGCAGAUACCCCAGUUCAUUGUCAGAGGCAUUCACCCCUCUGCCCAUGAAUGGGUUGUGUCAGGGCUGCCAAUGUUAAGGACUUUGUCUGGAGAUAGAAUUCUAGUUAGCUACGGGCACUGGGAAUGAAUGACUACACGUAAAUGGUUUGAACAUGAAAUUCAUUUAAAAUAAAGGCUUUUUGAUUGGUUGCUAAGGUUUACAGCAUUAUAUAUUAAGAAAGGAGCCCUAGGGCUGUCAGCCAAGACCAGACUGCCAAUCUGUGGAUUCUUGCAAAUACAGUAAGAUGCCACAGUCACUGUCUAUUGGGUCUGUGGGUAUUGUUUGUGCCUGUGUACUUGAAAUGCCAGGGCCUAUUUGGAAUCCCAGUCUAGACCUGCUGGCAGCCCUGGCUUUUGCUAAACCUGAAGGCAAUAAUCCCAGGAAGAGUUGUGCCAAACCUAUUUUAUUUUAUAAUCAUUGCAAGUAAAAUGGAUUCUAGGCAUCCCAAAGAGAUUCACUUUCAUAUAUAGCCAUUGCGCUUUGCUUUACGAUCAACUUAGUGGUUACUAGGGUUUUACACAGAAUGUAAGAGCAGAGAGAUUAUAGGCACAUCUGUACUUUUCCAAACCCAUUCACUUUAUUUUAUCCCUUCUUCUUCUGUUGCCUCAGUCUUUUAUGUUUUUGCUGGUGAAAGCUUUUAUCAAAGUUGAAUACAUAUCAUGCAGGCCUUUAGUUGUCGCUUAUACAUCAGAAACUACAUUGGAACUGGUUGGGAAUGCUUUUUAGUUAAGGGGCCCCUAAUAUAUCAACCUAUUGUGCUUAGUUUUACUUACCGUAUACAUGAGUCACCAGGCCUGGGAAACGCCACCAUGGAACCCAGUAUAAAAAGAUGGAGACAUUUUUUUUCAAUUAUGUGUUUAACCAAGCCUUUAAGGCCCAUGCAAAUUCACAGCAAUGGUGCAUAAUCCUUUAAAUUGUUUAACUUUACAGCAGAUUCUUUUACUGUGUAAACAUGUAGAAUGAGACAAUAGGAAUGUAUGGAUUGGCUCAUCUGCUUCUUGGGAUAUGAUGGUGUGUUGACCCUCCCAGGCUAAUAUUAGAUUGGGGAGACUAUGGCAUUUGAUGACAUUAAUACAGACAGUAUCAUAUUCAGACCCCUUCCAAAAAAACAUAAAUGCUGUGGCCACAUUUAGUGGAAGUAUCUGUUGAUUUCCUAAGCCAAGUUACUUUUUAUAAUCCAUUGCAUGCCUGCUAACAAUUAACUGGCACUGCCAGGUCCAAAUUACCAUCUGCUUGUAUUAUACCAAGAACAGAGGAAUUACAUUCCAGGGUACUGCUAUCAGUAAAGCGUUGGCAAAUCUAUUAAUUUGGAUAUUCUGACAAACAGAAGUUAGCAUCUCAAAAAAAAAAAGGAAAUGUUACACAGAUGCUAUCAGACAUAUGCUGGUAAUUACCUAAAUGCUGGGCAAACAUUCCUAGCUGAGGUUGGGAACCCUGUAUACAACAGGUUCAGGUGUGUAUAUUUCACGUUAAACAGUGUGGCAGCUGUUUCAGCUCGUGCCAGCCCUCACAUUUGAUGCAGUAUCUGUUGAUCCCCAUACUUAAAGGGGACAUUUCUAAUGAAAACAAUCCCUGCGUGUUUCAAUUAGAUUUGACUUAUUCCUUUCUCAGGCCAGUGCCAGCUUGGUUUGCAUUUGGUUUGCAUUUUAGCGGGAACAUAUGAAAAAGGGGAGAUAAAUACUUCAAAUGUUUGGCUUUAGUUCAAGGAAGAGUUAAAAUAAACAUUUGGCAAGGGUCAUGAUUAAAGAGCCCCCACCAACGGAAAUAUUAAGGCUGCUUUAUUUUGCAUGAAAAAACUGUGCUAUUGGUCCAGGUUGCAUAAAAGCUAAUCCACUUUGGGUAGUUUCUGUUCUGUUUAAGAGUUUAGUAAGGAAGCCAUUACAUUAAAAAAUAAACUGUACCAGCUGUCCAUGGGGGUGCAAAUAAUAUUACCGUAGCUUACCAGAGAAGGAUUAAAAAAGUAGUGACAAUCCCUAUGGUAUAACGACGUUAUCUUAUACAUCGAGGUCGGGGGAAGCAAGUUGUAUUGUAGUGUAAUCCUGUGCCAUUUGCAUGUGUCCGUGCCCGUUAUGUGAUUCCAUUUUCCAGGGGAAAGAACUUUCCACAGGGUUCACAAAUUGAAACAGCCGGUGCAGUUUUACAUUGGAAAACGAAAGACAUUGCAUUAAAUCUGCAUGCAGCUGCAUGAAGCAAGUGUCGGUAAUAUCCAUAUUCAGGUGUAUUUUCUAACAAAGUCUUCACUUUCUAACACAUUAAAAGAAACAAAAGACUUAAGCCCAUCAUUGUCAAACAUAUUUAUGGAUGUCAAGCAUCUUUUUGGUGAAAUUCGUCUAUUCUAUUCAUAUAUAGAUAUUAAAUAUUCUAACACUGUUGCCUCAUAUUCUUCCACGCACCAUUUUCAGAAUAGUCUAGAAACCUAGGGAUAGACACAUGGCACAUUCACAGUACAGCGAUACACAGACUGAACACCUGCUUCUAUGAGUG